GCCAGAUGCAUUCUAUUCUAAUUGAUCUGAUAACAGCUGGCCUGGGCCAAGUUUGUUCUCGCAACACGUUUCCAUGGCACAGUCUUCUUCUAUCUCUUCGCUUUAUCACGCACCUUCUUCGUGUCUUCAUCAACACCGCCGAAUCUUUCUCGCUUCUCAACGCACCGGAACCGAUUCCACCGCCACUCUCACGUUUGCCUCCACUUCGAACUCCGCUCCCAAAGUCGUCGUCACCAGAGAACGCGGCAAGAACGCCAAGCUCAUCGCUGCUCUGGCCAAACAUGAAAUCAAUUGUUUGGAGCUUCCGCUCAUUGAGCACACCCGGGGACCUGAUUUAGACAGGCUUCCUUGUGCUUUAAGUGAUAAUACAUUUGAUUGGAUUGUCAUAACUUCCCCUGAGGCGGGCUCAGUCUUUCUAGAGGCAUGGAGAGCUGCUGGGAUGCCACAUGUCCGAAUAGGUGUUGUUGGGUCUGGAACUGCAAGCAUUUUCAAGGAAAUUUUGCAGUCUUCAAACCAAUCACUUGAUAUUGCCUUUGCACCAUCGAAAGCAACCGGAAAGGUUUUGGCCACAGAGCUUCCUAAGAUUGGAAAUAAAUCCACUGUUCUAUAUCCUGCUUCUGCGAAGGCUAGCAAUGAGAUUGAGGACGGGCUUUCAAACCGUGGAUUUGAAGUUACACGGAUGAAUACAUAUUCGACGGUGCCAGUUCAACAUGUUGACCUUAUGGUUCUAAAGGAAGCUCUUUCUGCCCCUGUUGUUACAGUAGCUUCGCCAUCUGCAAUUCGAGCCUGGAAGAAUCUUAUUUCAGAUUCAGAGUGGAGCAAUUAUGUUGCAUGCAUUGGUGAGACUACUGCUGCAAAAGCAAGAGGAUUAGGAUUUAGAAAUGUUUACUACCCUACACAACCAGGCCUUGAAGGCUGGGUUGAAAGCGUUCUUGAAGCAUUAGGAUCGUAUGAUGAAUUAUUGAGGUAGUUCUCUCCUUUUCAUAGCAACCUGGACAUGUUUCCAGCUGUUUCUGAUGGAGAGCAUUUGAUUAAAUAUAAUGAUUUGACAUUAUGGAUGAAUUUUAUUUUUCUGUUCAGUAGUAGUUUUAGGAAUAAUGUAGAGGCUAUCAUGAUAUAGUGGUAAAUAGUUCCCCAUGGAAAUAUUGUAUUGCAAUUCCUAUUCCAAUUCCAAUUUUUCUUCUAGAGUUUAAUUACUAUACACUGACUUUGUAACACAAGUCAUUCAAUUAGAAUCCAUCCAUUUGUCAUCUA
Messenger RNA from Lotus japonicus, 1254 nucleotides. RefSeq names its product uroporphyrinogen-III synthase, chloroplastic. Gene Ontology annotation, cellular component: chloroplast. The transcript is spliced from 9 exons. The record is from RefSeq and is a predicted model, not a curated record. NCBI's taxonomy places the organism in Eukaryota, Viridiplantae, Streptophyta, Magnoliopsida, Fabales, Fabaceae. The coding region runs from base 74 to 970 and encodes 298 amino acids. Gene Ontology annotation, molecular function: uroporphyrinogen-III synthase activity. Gene Ontology annotation, biological process: uroporphyrinogen III biosynthetic process.